CGAUCCAAGAUUUGCAUACACGAGGAAAUGUGAGAUUACUUUUUGUGACAAUGAAAAGUGAUACUCCUUCCGUCCGGGAAAAACCUUCCCGUUUAGACUUUUUCUCAUUUUUUUUGGAUGGUUGACUUAUGAGGUGAAAUGACAAAAAUGCCCUUACUAAAAAAACUGGUAAAGGACAGAGUGUGAUGAUCGAAUGGAAAGCUGCAAUAGUGGAAAUCACUGUAUACAUCAUGGGGGAAGGGAUAUGGGUUCCAUACAUCACAUCAAAUUUUACAAAAAAACAACUAGAGCAUGGGGUUGCCAUCAAUGUGAGAAGUCGGUUUGUAGCAAACAGUGGCAGGAAAAGGAUAGUGAUAGAUGCACAAGCAAUUGCAGAGACUCCCCUGCGGAACAGGACUACUAUAAGGAGUUUAGCAGCUGCCAUUGGUAAGCCGAAGUCCACCGUUCAUGAGUGGAUAAAAAAAGGUAUGCUUAGGAGCCAUUCUAAUGUUAUCAAACCGUACCUAACUGAUGACAACAAAGUGGCAAGGUUGAGGUUCUGUUUGAAUCAAGUUGAACCGGGCAGUAUGCCCCUCCAGCCUCGGUUUAACAGUUUUCACAAUGUUUUACACAUUGAUGAGAAAUGGUUCUUUAUGUCCAAAACAUCACAAAGGUUUUACCUGCUACCCGAUGAGGUAGACCCAUGCAGAACAUGUAAAUCAAAGAGGUUCAUAACAAAGGUCAUGUUCUUGUGUGUGGUUGGAAGACCACUAAUUACUGAUGAUGGAGAAGUGUUAUGGGAUGGCAAAGUUGGCAUCUUCCAUUUCAGUGAAUUAGUGAAAGCCAAAAAAAGCAAGAACAGGGACAAAGGAGUUGUGGAGGUGAAACCCAUCACCAGUGUUACCAAACAAGUGAGAAAAGACAUGUUAAUCAACAAAGUGAUUCCAGCUAUCCAAGAAAAGUGGCCUGCACAAUUAUCUAAAGACAUACACAUCCAACAAGAUAAUGCAAGGCCACACAUUCAAGGACUAGAGUCAGACUUUGUUGCUGCAGGUAACAGCAAUGGUUUUCAUAUCAGCCUAGGUAACCAACCCCCCAACUCCCCGGACUUAAAUGUACUGGACCUUGGUUUUUUCAGAGCCAUCCAGUCUCUAAAAGAGAAGUGUGAUCCAACCAGUGUGGGACAAUUGUUAGAGGCUGUGGAGGGAGCCUACAAUGCUUUAACUCCAGAAACUCUAAAUAAGGUAUGGUUGACUUACCAGCAAGUGUUGACUAAAGUAAUGGAGAAUGAAGGAGGAAACAACUACAGAUUGCCACAUAUGGGGAAAGACAGAAUGGCCAGGGCAGGGACACUACCUAAUUGCUUGAACAUUGAUCCAGAUUUAAUUCAAAAGACAUGUAGACUGCUUGACCAACAGAAUGAGAGUACACAUGAAGAUAUGGUUCAGUUCAAUACUGAAGAGGGCCAGGAGUUCCUAUCUUCAGAGCUGAACUGAAUCCAGGUUUAUAUUCAUGCAGUUUUUGGGUUUUGUUUUGUUUAAGUGCAGUGGCAGUGAAUGUGGGUUUUUUGAAGUGGUUACCACAUUCACUUUGUUUGCCUUUAGCUUGUUGGUAGUGGUAGUUUUUGGCUUUUGAUUUUUGAAUUUUGGAUUUUGCACCAUGUAACCACCUGCCAUAAGGUAUGUAUGUACUCACAUUAAGGCAACUACACACUAACUGCUCUAUAUUGAAUAAAAUGCAACAGCCAAC
Messenger RNA from Cuscuta campestris, 1728 nucleotides. Lineage: Eukaryota; Viridiplantae; Streptophyta; Magnoliopsida; Solanales; Convolvulaceae. The record is from the annotation of a GenBank genome assembly.